Striga hermonthica is the source of this 429-nucleotide messenger RNA. Lineage: Eukaryota; Viridiplantae; Streptophyta; Magnoliopsida; Lamiales; Orobanchaceae. The record is from the annotation of a GenBank genome assembly.
AUGGGUCGCCGUGGUGGCUCCGGUGGAAGAUCUGCUCGUCGUGCUGCAUCAAGUAUCCCCCCGGCUCCUCAAAAAGUGCGCGAUGUUCCUCCGCCAGCCAAUGUCCAGAACUCUGGCGGGUCCAUCUUUGGGUCCAUUGGCUCAGCCAUAACAGAAGGAAUGGCAUUUGGUACUGGAAGUGCCGUUGCACGCAGGGCCGUGGAUGCCAUAAUGGGCCCACAAACAAUUAGGCAUGAGAAUGUUGUUACUGAGGCUGCACCAUUAGCUCCGGUUGCUACGAGCAUGGGUGUAUCCGAAGCCUGCAACGUGCAAUCUAAGGCUUUCCAGGAUUGCCUGAACAGCUCUGGCGAUGACAUCAGCAAAUGCCAGUUCUAUAUGGAUAUGCUGGCCGAAUGCAAGAGAAACUCGGCUUCUGUUAUGAGUUCUUAA